This is a messenger RNA of Panicum virgatum (switchgrass), 1520 nucleotides long. RefSeq lists its product as uncharacterized. The coding region runs from base 86 to 1039 and encodes 317 amino acids. The record is from RefSeq and is a predicted model, not a curated record. Gene Ontology annotation, molecular function: DNA-binding transcription factor activity. NCBI's taxonomy places the organism in Eukaryota, Viridiplantae, Streptophyta, Magnoliopsida, Poales, Poaceae. The transcript has 2 exons.
GACACGCACCACGGCCGCCGCGCGGCCCGCGCCGCGCCCACGCAACUAGCGCACAAACAAAACCCAUCCUCGCCUUCCUCCCUCCAUGGCGACCAAGCCCUACUUCCUCUGGGGGGACACCCACGCCGCCUCCGCCUCAGACUCCGACGCCGCCGCGGUCUACGCCUCGCGCGCUCCGGAGACGGCGGCGCUGCUGGCUGCUGCGACGGCGGCGGGGGACACGGCCGCGGUCGCGCCGGAGCUAGGCGCUGUGUCGGUGGCGCGGCCGCGGAUGAUGCGGCGGAACCCGUCCGCGUCCGGGAAGCAGCAGCAGCAGCCGCAGCAGGCGGGCGGCGGCGGGGCCAAGAAGCCGCCGCAGCGCGGGCUCGGCGUCGCGGAGCUCGAGCGGCUCCGCUGCGGGGGCGACCCGCUCCGCGAGCUGCUCGUGGACGCCGCCGGCGCGAAGGGACACCCGCUGCUCCAGUACCACCACCUGCAGGUGCCGCCCCCGGCGUUCGACUCCGCCGCUGGCGGGCGCUACUGCUCGCAGCUGCUGGCCCCGCCGCCAGGCCCCCCUCCCGUCUGCUUCCUCCACACGCCGUCGGCGGAGCAGCAGUACUUCAGGGACCGGUGGGGCCGCAUGGGGGGCUUCCCCCCGGCGGGAAAUGGCUCCGGCUGUGGCUCCGACCACCAGCCCCAGCUGCUGCCGCCGGCGCCAGAGCACCCUUCAAGCCAAAACACCAUCUGGCGUCCUGUUGCGUCCUCCCCCUCCUCCUCCUGCCUCCACACCGGCCACCGCUGCGACAUCUGCUGCAGGAGGAUGAGGGCGUUGGCAGAGAGAGAAGCGCUGGCACCGACGCCUCCUCCCGCGUCUCCAAACACCGCCGGCUCUAACACCGUCACCGACGCCACGCCAGACUACUCCAUCUACGAUCUCGCCGCGGCCAUGGCCGCCGGUCGCCAGGUAACAGCAUCUAUGCAUCAACAAUGCAAUUGCUCGUUCAUUAGUCCACUCAUCUGCCCGUGCGCGCACAAAUGCUGUCUUUUUGCCUGCUUGUGAAAGCUUCACUCAUUUGCGAUGUACCGCGCAGGGAGACACGUUCUUGGCCCUGGAAAGGAAGGGCGGAGCGCCCGCAGCGGCCGAGGCGCCGGCGAAGAAGGAGGUGCGGGAGAUCGAGUUCUUCCCGGCGGCGAGCGCGCACCACACAGGCAGCGGCGGCGGGGGCGGCAGCUGGGCAUCCGUCCGCGGCGACUCGGAGCUCGCGGCGCCCUUCGCCUCCCCGUACGGCGCCGGCGGCGGCGGCCGCACCGCACCGCAGCUCGACCUGUCUCUGAGGCUGUAGGGGCGUCGAUCGAUCGCUGUACCUGCUCGGCGGCGUAGGGUUUUUGCUUCUGUUGUUGCUUCAAUCGGUCGUCGCGUGCUAAGCUAUAAUACUAGUAGUAGGAGCUCGACCCCGUAUUUGCAUGACCGGCUACUCUACUACUACUAGGAAGUAGUAGGAGCUCGACCUGUCUUUGUGGCGUAGCGGUUUAUAAUGACA